This is a messenger RNA of Ochotona curzoniae (black-lipped pika), 3108 nucleotides long. RefSeq names its product ATP binding cassette subfamily D member 1 (gene ABCD1). Gene Ontology annotation, cellular component: peroxisomal membrane; peroxisome. The transcript is spliced from 10 exons. The record is from RefSeq and is a predicted model, not a curated record. The coding region runs from base 621 to 2849 and encodes 742 amino acids. NCBI's taxonomy places the organism in Eukaryota, Metazoa, Chordata, Mammalia, Lagomorpha, Ochotonidae. Gene Ontology annotation, biological process: fatty acid beta-oxidation; very long-chain fatty acid catabolic process; peroxisome organization. Gene Ontology annotation, molecular function: ATP binding; ATP hydrolysis activity; ABC-type transporter activity.
CACCGAGAACUGAGAGGAAAGCGCGUCCCUCCGGCGGCGGCGGAACGGCGCAGCUUUGGCGGGAAGGCCGGGCAGCCGGUCUAGCCCGCGCGGUCGGCCCACGUCUCUGUGGUCCAGGCAGGGGGUGGGGCGAGAACGGGGUGGGGCGACCCGCGCCCGGACUCCGCCUCCUCCCCUGCCCCCGGCUCGCCCCUAGGGAGGGCUGGGUGGGUGGGGAUUCGAGGCCGGUGGCGGAGUCACUGUCGCUUCAGCCAGGCUGCGGAGCGGACGGACGCGCCUGGUGCCCCGGGCAGGGGCGGCCAUCGGGGGAGGAGAAGGAGGUAGAGGGUAAGAGGAGCCCCUCUGCCCGAGACCUCCUGAGGCUCUGGGGGCACUGACACGCCACAGGAUCCCGGUUUCUCCAGCUGGGCUGCCUGAGGAAGCCUGGAGCCUGGAGGGUCCUGAGCCCAGCGCACCAGGGGCCCCAGCAGCAGCCCGAGCGACCUAAAGGGACAGUCUCUCGGAGUGAGAGCAGCAACCACCCCCUCCAGCCGCCUGCGUCGACCGCCACCCCAGGCCCCAGGCCCAGCCCCGGGGGGAGGGGGUGUGCACACGCGGGCCUGAGCACCUGCCCCGGUGACAUGCCGGUGCUGUCCACGCCACGGCCCUCGCGGGCCACCACGCUGAAGCGCACGGCCGUGAUCAUGGCUCUCGCGGCCUACGGAGCCCACAAACUCUAUCCUCUGGUGCGACAGCGCCUGGGCCUGACCAGGGGCUCUCCCCAGGUGCCAAGGGGGGAGCCCACGCAGGAGGCCCCUGGGAGCACAGCAGCCAAAGCUGGCAUGAACCGGGUGUUCCUGCAGCGACUCCUGUGGCUCCUGCGGCUGCUCUUCCCCCGGGUCCUGUGCAAGGAGACAGGGCUGCUGGCGCUGCACUCUACUGCCCUGGUGAGCCGGACCUUCCUGUCGGUGUACGUGGCCCGCCUGGACGGAAGACUGGCCCGCUGCAUCGUGCGCAAGGACCCGCGGGCCUUCAGCUGGCAGCUGCUGCAGUGGCUCCUCAUCGCCCUGCCUGCCACCUUCAUCAACAGUGCCAUCCGCUACCUGGAGGGCCAGCUGGCCCUGGCCUUCCGCAGCCGGCUGGUGGCCCACGCCUACAGCCUCUACUUCUCCCAGCAGACCUACUACCGAGUCAGCAACAUGGACGGGCGCCUGCGCAACCCGGACCAGUCUCUGACAGAGGAUGUGGUCGCCUUCGCCGCCUCCGUGGCCCACCUCUACUCCAACCUCACCAAGCCGCUCCUGGAUGUGGCCGUCACCUCGUACACCUUGCUUCGAGCAGCGCGCUCCCGCGGCGCCGGCACAGCCUGGCCCUCGGCCAUCGCCGGCCUCGUGGUGUUCCUUACAGCCAACGUGCUGCGGGCCUUUUCGCCCAAGUUUGGCGAGUUGGUGGCCGAGGAAGCCCGGCGGAAGGGAGAGCUGCGCUACAUGCACUCUCGUGUGGUGGCCAACUCAGAGGAGAUCGCCUUCUAUGGGGGCCAUGAGGUGGAACUGGCACUGCUGCAGCGCUCCUACCAGGACCUGGCCUCGCAGAUCCACCUCAUCCUGCUGGAACGCCUGUGGUACGUCAUGCUGGAGCAGUUCCUCAUGAAGUAUGUGUGGAGCGCCUCGGGCCUGCUCAUGGUAGCCGUGCCCAUCAUCACUGCCACUGGCUAUUCAGAGUCAGACUCAGAAGACGUUAAGAAGGCAGCCAUGGAGAAAAAGGAGGAGGAGCUGGUGAGCGAGCGCACAGAAGCCUUCACCAUUGCCCGCAACCUCCUGACAGCUGCCGCAGAUGCCAUUGAGCGGAUCAUGUCCUCGUACAAGGAGGUGACCGAGCUGGCUGGCUACACAGCCCGGGUUCAUGAGAUGUUCCAAGUUUUUGAAGAUGUUCAGCACUGUCGUUUUAAGAGGCCUGGAGAGUCAGAGGAUGCUCAGGUGGGCUGUGGGACUGUGACACGGUCAGGUGUUCGAGUGGACACACCCCUGAAAAUCCGAGGCCAGGUGGUAGAUGUGGAGCAGGGCAUCAUCUGCGAGAACAUCCCUAUCAUCACGCCUGCGGGAGAGGUGGUCGUGGCAAGCCUCAGCAUCACGGUGGAGGAAGGCAUGCAUCUGCUCAUCACAGGCCCCAACGGCUGUGGCAAGAGCUCGCUGUUCCGCAUCCUGGGUGGGCUCUGGCCCACCUACGGUGGCGUACUCUACAAGCCCCCACCGCAGCGCAUGUUCUACAUCCCACAGAGGCCCUACAUGUCUGUGGGCUCCUUGCGCGACCAAGUGAUCUACCCAGACUCGGUGGCAGACAUGCGCAGAAAGGGCUACUCAGAGCAGCACCUGGAAGCCAUCCUGGACGUUGUGCACCUGCACCACAUCCUGCAGCGAGAAGGAGGCUGGGAGGCGGUAUGUGACUGGAAGGAUGUGCUCUCUGGAGGAGAGAAGCAGAGGAUUGGCAUGGCCCGCAUGUUCUACCACAGGCCCAAGUAUGCCCUGUUGGAUGAGUGCACCAGCGCCGUGAGCAUCGACGUGGAAGGCAAGAUCUUCCAGGCAGCCAAGGAUGCCGGCAUUGCGCUGCUCUCCAUCACCCACCGGCCCUCCCUGUGGAAGUACCACACACACUUGCUGCAGUUCGACGGCGAAGGCGGCUGGAAGUUUGAGAAGCUGGACUCAGCCGCCCGUCUGAGCCUGACUGAGGAGAAGCAGCGGCUGGAGCAGCAGCUGGCCGGCAUCCCCAAGAUGCAACGACGCCUGCAGGAGCUCUGCCAGAUCCUAGGCGAGGCCGCGAACCCAGGGCAGCUGACAACCCCCAGCCUGCCAGGCCCCAGCAUCCCCACCUGAUCAAGGGCCUUGUUGCACAACUCUGUGCCCAUCCCCAAGCUCUCGGAUCACAUGAAGGAAGCAGCAACACCACCCCCCCCCACUCUCGCCCUCCUCCUGGCCCUCUGCUCACCCCUGCAUGCCUCUCCAUGGCCUCAGGAUGCCCUGCCCUGGGCCUGACCUUCCUAAAAGACCCCAGUGAACCCUGGGGACCCCUGCCCAUGAGGGCACAUUCAGGGUGGUGCCCUACUGCCUAGUCCGCAUUUCUCACCCCUCAUCC